Panonychus citri (citrus red mite) is the source of this 913-nucleotide messenger RNA. RefSeq names its product histidine-rich glycoprotein-like. The coding region runs from base 58 to 501 and encodes 147 amino acids. Lineage: Eukaryota; Metazoa; Arthropoda; Arachnida; Trombidiformes; Tetranychidae. The transcript is spliced from 4 exons. The record is from RefSeq and is a predicted model, not a curated record.
GUUUACAAACAGUUUGACAGUUUCGAUUAGUUAAUCAACGAAGAAGAAGAAAAAAAAAUGAAUUCUUAUUUUAUUAUUUUCGUUACACUUUCAGUGUUAAUUGUUGUAGUUUCAAGUGAUCAUCAUCAUCACCAUGGUUGGCAAGAGCAUGAACAUGAACAUCACCAUGACCACUGGCAUGAUCAUGAUGAUAAAAAUGACCAUCAUGAGAAUCAUGAUCACAAACAUAAACAUAAACAUCACCACAAGGAAAAGGAAGAUCAUCAACAUCAUGAUGAUCACCAUGAAUCUCAUAAGCACCACGAUAAACAUGAUCAUCACCAUAACGAUGACCACAAGCAUAAUCAUAAACACAAUCACCAUGGAAAACAUAAGCUUGAGGAACAUCAUAAACACUCACACUCCGAAGAGCAUCAUCAUUACGGAAAGAAGCACAAUGACCAUUGGGGUAAACCCGAAGCUCAUGGUUACUCUGGAUUAGAUUUUGAUUUUAGAAAAUGAUUUAAUCACUAAUCAUCAUUAAUUAUCAUUCUUAAUCAUCUCCAACUCACAAAUACACUCAAGAAGACACAAUCAAAUCAAUCAAUAUACACAAAGAAAAUUUUUACUCCAAGUGAAUUUAUUUGAUUUGGUUUACCAAAUAAAAUAAUAUUCAAUUAAUUUAAUCUUACAAUCAACAAUCAAGUUGAAAGUAAACAAAACAACAAAAUCAAUCAAUUUGAAAUGUUGACAAUUAUCGAUUAAUAAUCUAUUAUUAAUUGGCCAUUGUAAUUAAAUGAAAAGUUUACACUUACAAUAAUUACCAUGUUAAUUAUAUUAAGUUUGUAGAUUUUCAAUUUUUUUCUUGUCUUCAAAUCAAAUCAAGAUUUUAAAAUCAAACAAUAAAAAUUAUCAUUACAAUUUAAUUGAUUCU